Messenger RNA from Hippocampus comes (tiger tail seahorse), 1214 nucleotides. RefSeq lists its product as uncharacterized. Lineage: Eukaryota; Metazoa; Chordata; Actinopteri; Syngnathiformes; Syngnathidae. The coding region runs from base 1 to 1200 and encodes 399 amino acids. The transcript is spliced from 2 exons. The record is from RefSeq and is a predicted model, not a curated record.
AUGUAUGACAGCUGGGAUAAGCUCCUUGUGAGCAAACUGCAACUGCCCUUCAAGUCCUUGGAGGAGGAAUUCAAGGUAUCGAGAGCCAGAGAAGUGGUUCAGUACAGGGACUCAAGUGAUCCGAUGGUGGCUAAAGCAGGGAUCCAAGUGAGGACUGGCAGGAAUUGGAAGGCAGAGGAAGCAGUUCAAGAGGCAGAUGCAAGGCUGCGUCACAGGAGCCUGGUGGGAGUGGUCACACGAGGUCGAGCUGGGCUAGGAUCUUUUCCAACCCCCCAAAUGAACACCAAGGGGAAGGAAGGGCGACAUCUUGUUCAGGAGGAGGUGAGAGCAGCAGUGGAGGAGACGAGAACCUGCAAGGCAGUGGGAAUGAAGCAACAGGGAGCUUGGACGAGAUGGGAGAAUGCGGUUGAGAGGAAAGUGACCUGGGCUGAGCUCUGGAAAGCCGAGCCUCAACGCAUAAAAUUCCUUAUCCGGGCAGUGUAUGAUGUGCUGCCAAGCCCGUCAAACCUGUACACAUGGGGCAUAGCAGAGACACCAGCAUGCCCAUUGUGUUCCAAGCGAGGAACCCUGGAACACAUCCUCAGUUGCUGUACAAGGGCACUUGGAGAUGGACGGUACAGGUGGAGGCAUGACCAAGUCCUUAAGACCAUCGCUGAAGCUAUCAGCACAGGACUUGAGUGGGCAAAGCAGUUCCGACCCUCCAAGAAAACCAUUGCCUUUGUCAGAGCUGGGGACACGGCAACUCCUGCCAGAAGAACAUCCUCUGCAGGCAUUCUGACGUCUGCAAGAGACUGGCAGUUGUUGGUGGACCUUGAACAUCAGCUGAAGUUCCCCAGCCAUAUUGCAGUCACCACUCUGCGACCAGACAUUGUCCUUGUGUCUGAGUCCACCAAGCAAGCUGUCCUGCUGGAGCUGACAGUUCCGUGGGAAGAUCGCUUGGAAGAGGCCUUUGAGAGGAAACUCUCCAAGUACGCAGGACUGGUCAGCAAUUGUCAGCAGGCUGGUUGGAGAGCAAGGUGUUUCCCCGUGGAAGUUGGAUGCAGAGGAUUUGCAGCCCGUUCUUUGGCCAGAGCCUUCAGCAGUUUCGGCAUCGAGGGAGAGAGAAAGAGGAGAGCCAUACGCAGUAUCACUGAUGCGGCUGAGAGAGCCUCAAGAUGGCUGUGGCUCAAAAGAGGGGAGCCAUGGAGUCAUGGUAGCUAGUUAGCCAUCUGGAC